AUGGCGCCUCCUUCGUCUUCUCAGAAUCUUCCGUCGAAUCCGGCGGAUCCCUCUCCGAUCACUGAUCACUAUGAGAAUUCCUACUACCUUAACAGUUCUGAUCACGCUGGGUUAAAAUUGGUCACAGAUCGUCUCACAUUUGGUGCGGAUUUUCAUUCCUGGCGGAGAUCUGUUCAGAUGGCUCUCAAUGUUCGUAACAAACUCGGCUUUGUUGAUGGUACGAUUCGAAAACCCUCUAGUACUAGCCGUGAUUCAGGUUCUUGGUCAAGAUGCAACGAUAUGGUGUCUACUUGGCUCAUAAACUCGGUCUCCAAGAAUAUUGGCCAGUCUCUGUUGUUCAUGUCUACGGCUGAGUCGAUUUGGAACAAUCUGCUGUCACGUUUCAAGCAAGACGAUGCUCCGCGCGUGUUUGAGAUUGAGCUGCGUCUCAGUGUUCUCUCUCAGGGAUCUCUUGAUGUUAGUGCUUACUAUACGGAGCUGAUUACAUUGUGGGAAGAAUACAAAAAUUACAUUGAGCUACAUGUCUGUACUUGUGGUCAUUGCGAAUGUAAUGCGGCGUUGUUAUGGGAACAGCUUCAACAACGUGGUCGUGUUACCAAGUUCUUGAUGGGGUUCAAUGAUACGAUGAGAGGCAGCGUAAUAUCAAAACCUGUUGUCAAGACUGAUGUUGUAGCCUUCCAGACAACAGGACCAGGACCUGCUGCGGAGUAUGUUAAAUUCAUGGAGCUUACUGCUGCGUAUAACGCAUACCGUCCUCAUGUUAAUCGUCCUCUUUGUACGCAUUGUGGACAACUUGGCCACACUGUUGCUAAAUGCUUCAAACUCCAUGGCUAUCCCCCUGGCUAUAAGUCAUCUUCUUCUGGUUAUCAAGGACAGUCUUAUGGUGCUCCUCAACGUCCUUUCACUCCUUGUGGUCAACAAAAUUAUACCCCGCGCUCUCAAAUACCUCCUAAGACUGUUGCUCAGAUAACUUCUCAUGCUGAUUCUACUCAGUAUGUUCCUCCUCCUGCUGUUUUAGCUACCUCUCUGGAUGUCAAUCAGCUGAGUUCUUCCCAACUUCAGUCUAUAAUUCAGCAGCUCCAAUCUCGCGUUCAACUCCCUGAAAAUGACUUUUCUCAGGCCUCGAUGAUUGGGAAGGGUGAUGUGUUCAAUAGUCUUUACAUCCUUGAUUUGUCUGCCUCUUCAUCUACUGCUUUGCCUGCUGGUUUUUGUGGCUCCUUGUCGGUUAAUUCCUCUACUUGGCACAAUCGUUUGGGCCAUCUGUCUGCUGCUAAGCUCCAUGUCUUGUCUGAUGCUUUGUCUUUACCUAGUUCGUGUAUGUCGUCUCAUGAGCACUACUCUUCUACUGCACCGUCUGCUUUACUUCAUUUAGAUACUUGGGGUCCGUUUUCUACUGAGUCUGUUGAUAGUCAUAAAUACUUUCUCACUAUAGUGGAUGAUGCCACUCGUGUUACUUGGGUGUAUAUGCUUAGCAAUAAAACUGAUGUUUCUCAUAUUUUUCCUACUUUUAUCACACAUGUUCAAACCCAAUAUAAUGCUAAACUGAAAGCUAUUAGGACUGAUAAUGCUCAAGAACUACGUUUUACUGAUCUCAUCACAAAAUAUGGUUUAACUCACUACUUCUCUUGUGCUUACACUUCUCAACAAAACUCUGUAGUUGAAAGAAAACACCAACACCUUCUUAAUGUAGCCAAAGCUUUGUUGUUUCAAUCUAAUAUUCCUUUAUCUUAUUGGUCUGAUUGUGUUGUUACUGCUGCAUUUCUCAUUAAUCGACUUCCGUCCCCAUUAUUGAAUAAUAAAUCACCAUAUGAGCUUUUACUCAAAAAGAUUCCUGAUUACAAUGUACUACGAGCUUUUGGUUGUCUAUGUUAUGUUAGCACUCAUGCUAAGGAUCGUCAUAAGUUUAGUCCUCGUGCCCGUGCAUCUGUCUUCUUGGGUUAUCCCUUUGGUUACAAAGGAUAUAAAGUGUUAAAUUUAGACACUCGCUCUGUUUCUAUCUCACGUAAUGUAGUCUUCCAUGAAACUAUUUUCCCAUUGCGUGAUGAUUCUUCUCAUGUGUUUGGUUUUUUCUCUCAUAUCAUUCUUCCUGCUUCUGCAUCUUAUGUCCCUGAGUCUACACCUACUACUUCUCAUGCAUCUUCAUCUCAUAAUUUCCCUACAUUCCCUCCAUCUCAUGUUGUUCCAAUGGUUUAUGAAACAGUCAUUUCAGAUACGUCGUUGGUUUCUUGUCCUGUUUAA
Messenger RNA from Brassica napus (rape), 2238 nucleotides. RefSeq lists its product as uncharacterized. The record is from RefSeq and is a predicted model, not a curated record. The coding region runs from base 1 to 2238 and encodes 745 amino acids. Gene Ontology annotation, biological process: DNA integration. The transcript is spliced from 4 exons. Lineage: Eukaryota; Viridiplantae; Streptophyta; Magnoliopsida; Brassicales; Brassicaceae. Gene Ontology annotation, molecular function: nucleic acid binding.